CGUGCAUUAACAUCAAUAAACUAUGAUAUUAUAGGAGGUUCAAGACCAUGUACCGCCAUCUUCCAGCCCCCGUUCCGUUGCUUUCUUUUCAUUUCCAAGUCACCUUUGGACUCAGGAACAUUAUAGGUAAAAUCAAUAAGCGUAGCAGCCAUAUGUCAGCCUAA
This is a messenger RNA of Acanthoscelides obtectus, 164 nucleotides long. The record is from the annotation of a GenBank genome assembly. Lineage: Eukaryota; Metazoa; Arthropoda; Insecta; Coleoptera; Chrysomelidae.